UUUGUGGUGAGGAUUCUGGGAGCUUCCUGGGCUAGAGCUGAGCUUUGGUGCUCUCUGGAGACUUGGAGAGACAACAGCUCUCUUUAUCAUGUGCGAGGAAAUACAGUCCACCGUGCAGAAACACACGCAGGGCCUGAGGCACAGUAAGGAGGAGCUGAACAGGCUUAACGAGGCCAUCCAGCGGCUGACUGCAGAGGUGAACAGCGCUGAGAGUCAGGUCCGUGAACUAGACCGAGCCAGGGAGCCACCAGCUCUGCAGGAGGAAAGUGCCUCAGACAGCGCCCAGGGCAAGUUGGCCUGCCUGGAGGCCGCCCUGCAGCGAGCCAAGCAGGACAUGGCGCGGCAGCUGCGCGAGUACCAGGAGCUCAUGAUUGUCAAGCUGGGCCUGGACUUCGAGAUCGCCACCUACCGCAAGCUGCUGGAGGGCGAGAAGAGCCGGCUCGGUCUGGAAUUUGGGUCAGGGAGCUUCAAGGGGAAGAAGAGGGCUUCCCCUCUGACAGCCGGUCUCCUGCUCAGCUGUGGGCAGCGCCUCCACCUGCGGGCUGGGCUCAGCCUCCGGCCCUGCCAGCGGGCUGCCUCCCGGAGCAGGCUCCGGCGCCCUGGCCACGAGCGCCCCUGGCGGCGGCUGCGCGCUCUGCGGCUCCGCCGGAUGCGUCUGGGACUUUGGCAGCAGUGGUGCCUGCGGAUGUUGAACCCUCCUGACCGCUCCGGAGAAGUCAGAGAACCCUAGCUUCUGCCCCAAGGACUUGGCCCUCUGUCUCAGACGCCCCACCCAAUGGAGCUAGCCUUCACCUCAUCUUUCCCUCUUGCCUGCCCCCCACCCUGGAGUGAAAUGUCUUGGAAUCUAGUUUCCUAGAUGGUGGCUGCCCGGUUUCCAGGCUGAAGAUAGCCCAGAUGCUGGGCCACUGGGGAAGCCAUGUGGCUUACCUGGACAGCACCCUGCCCCUCUGACCUGGUCCCUCCCCACUCUUAUUUUCCUGGGACUCCUCCUUUUCAAUAAAAAGUUCUUCUGUGGACUGA
This is a messenger RNA of Suricata suricatta (meerkat), 1020 nucleotides long. Its product is annotated as keratin, type II cuticular Hb1-like. Lineage: Eukaryota; Metazoa; Chordata; Mammalia; Carnivora; Herpestidae. Gene Ontology annotation, biological process: keratinization; intermediate filament organization. Gene Ontology annotation, cellular component: keratin filament. The record is from RefSeq and is a predicted model, not a curated record. The transcript has 5 exons. The coding region runs from base 89 to 730 and encodes 213 amino acids. Gene Ontology annotation, molecular function: structural constituent of skin epidermis.